Messenger RNA from Conger conger (European conger), 4261 nucleotides. Its product is annotated as SLIT and NTRK-like protein 1. The record is from RefSeq and is a predicted model, not a curated record. Gene Ontology annotation, biological process: positive regulation of synapse assembly; axonogenesis; regulation of presynapse assembly. Lineage: Eukaryota; Metazoa; Chordata; Actinopteri; Anguilliformes; Congridae. The transcript has a single exon. The coding region runs from base 769 to 2841 and encodes 690 amino acids. Gene Ontology annotation, molecular function: protein binding. Gene Ontology annotation, cellular component: GABA-ergic synapse; glutamatergic synapse; postsynaptic density membrane.
GAAUAGAGAGGGACUCGAAAACAAAAACCAUUCCGUGCAAAGAAGUCCAUUCAGACAAAGUAUCUGAAUAGAUCAACGUCUUUUAAUGCGAACGGAUGUUUUAACGCUUUCCCUGUGUGUGGAUUGAUAUUUCAUGCUCCAGCAUUGCCUCAGCAGAUGGAUUUUAGCCAUUGCAGCUCAGCAGAGGGUGUCCGAUCUUUCAGUAAGCAUAACGCUGGAACUAGCAGAGCCUUUUGGUAACCCUCUUUACUAUUCAAAAACACAAGACGCGAACUGGGGAACAAGGGAAGAAACUGAAAGAUGCAAGGAUUGCGGAUUUUUUUUCCAAGGCAUCGUGAACUAGAGCAAAUCUUCGGAUUGGGGCGUGAUUUCAGCACCGGGGGAUAGAGAACAGCACCCAUUGAAAAUACCGCACUGCAAGAAAAUCACGGAUUUGUAAAAUAUGCAAGGUCAGUUAUCAUCACACUGAAACAAAAUGCGCCCGGUAAUGUUGCGUCUUGUCUCUUUUUAUUCUCAUCUAAGGCGUAAUGAUAUUACUUUCAAAAGGAAUCGAUCGGCGAGACGUCUUUUGUGAUCAUUGUAAACUAACAGUAGGCUACAUGUCUGUAUGUGGCUAGAUUAUUAAGCAUGGAUGCAGUCACUGACGCUCCCGUUGUUUUUUUGACGUGGAGAUGUAUUCCGUUUUAAAAAAUCCCUGACAAAUUCCUGCAUUCCGUAGCCUAAUUGCAUUCAUGUCUUGAUAUCGGGGAUGAAUUGUUCGUAUUAAAAAUGCUGUUUUGGAUUUUGAUGCUGAAGGCAGCUCUUUGUGUUGCUAUUGGAAAUGUUACAAGGGACAUCUGUAAAGAGCAGAUCUGUUCCUGCAAUGAAAUAGAAGGCGAUUUGCACGUUGACUGCGAAAAAAGGAGCUUUUCUAAUCUGCACCAUUUGACUGGCCCGAGUUCUCAAUUUUAUCACCUACUACUGCACGGAAAUUCUUUGUCCAGACUGUUCCCCAAUGAGUUUGCAAACUUUUACAAUGCUGUUAGUUUACAUUUGGAAAACAACGGUUUGCAUGACAUCGUUCCAGGAGCUUUUCUGGGAUUGCAGCUUGUUAAACGAUUGCAUAUAAAUAACAACAAGCUCCGGUCUUUCAAGAAGAGUACAUUUAUUGGAUUGGACGACCUGGAAUAUCUACAGGCCGAUUUUAAUCUACUGAGAGAUAUUGACCCAGCUGUGUUCAGAGAUUUAAAUAAACUUGAAGUUUUAAUUUUAAAUGAUAAUCUCAUCAGCGCACUUCCGAAUAAUGUGUUUCAACAUGUUCCAAUAACCCACCUCGACCUCCGUGGGAACAGAAUUAAAACGUUGCCGUAUGAAGGAAUUCUGGAACAAAUACCAGGGAUUGCUGAGGUUUUACUGGAAGAUAACCCCUGGGACUGCAACUGCGAUCUCGUUUCCCUAAAGGAAUGGCUUGAGAAUAUCCCGCAUAAUGCUUUGAUCGGGAGGGUCAUUUGCGAGGCCCCGACGCGACUGCAGGGGAACGAUUUGAACGAGACAACAGAAAUCGACCUGUGUCCUUCUGAGAACGGGAUGGAUUCCAGUUUGGUUGCGCCACCCACCAGGGACCAGACCCCCGGAACGUUCCCAACGUCUUCUAAAAGAAAUGGUGAAAAAGAAUCUCCAACUCCUGGAUCUGGACACAAAGGACGCUCAAAAUCACGGGAAAACUGGCAGCUGAAAACCAAACCGACGGCUACAGCAUCUGUAAACGAGAAGAGCGAAAAGCUGUACAACGCCUCUUGUCCACGCUCAUGCAGCUGCAAACUACUUGAGCCUAGGCAAUGGUUGAGGAUUAAUUGCGAUAGCAAAAAAAUUGAGACCCUGGCUGAUCUGAAACCUAAACCCCUUAAUGUGCACGAGCUAAAUCUAAGAGACAACAGCAUUACGGCUGUCGGAAAGAACCAGUUAUAUGGGCUUCAAAAACUUAAUCUUCUUGACUUGGGGGCGAACAAUAUAAAAUUGGUUGAAAAUAACACUUUUCAAAAUCUCACCGAAUUGAGAUGGCUAUAUAUGGAUAAGAACUACCUGGAUACUCUUUAUAUGGAAAUGUUUGUUGGAUUGCAAACCUUGGAAUAUCUCAGUUUGGAAUAUAAUGACAUACAUCUUAUAGUGGCUGGCACAUUCAACCCAAUGCCCAAUCUAAGGGUUCUGUUCCUCAACAACAAUUUGCUGAAAUCUCUGCCUAUGAAUGUUUUCCUUGGAGUUUCCAUGUCACAAAUUAGCCUGCAUAACAACUAUUUCACAUUCCUCCCUGUGGCCAAUAUAUUAGAUCAGCUUGUGUCCAUUAUAAAAAUUGAUUUGCAUGGUAAUCCAUGGGAUUGCUCAUGCAACAUUGUACCCUUAAAACAAUGGGCAGAGAAGCUAGGAUCAGAGGUUAUCGUAAGUGAUCUACAAUGUGAAUCUCCAGAGGAAUUCUGGAAAAGAGAUUUCCGAUCAAUUGGAAAUGAUGUUCUUUGUCCUCUACUCUAUGGAAAAAUUGUACCCACAUCUUUAUCUAAAAACACCUCUGCAGAUGCAGGGACACAUUCCAACUCAUAUCUAGAGCCGAGCAGAGUAUCCAUCUCUGUUUUGGUCCCUGGGCUGCUGUUGGUUUUUGUAACAUCUGCAUUCACAGUUGUUGGAAUGCUUGUCUUUAUUCUGCGUAACCGUAAGAGAUCUAAGCGAAGAGAUGGUAACUCUUCAGCAUCUGAAAUAAAUUCUUUACAGACAGUUUGCGACUCAACAUACUGGCACAGUGGGCCUUACCACGCAGAUGGAUCCCACAGGGGUUAUGAUUGUGGCACCCACUCACUCUCCGACCAGUAGUACAGAGAACUGUAAUGAAAGGAACCACGAAUACAAACAGAAAAUAAUAAAUAAACAGCUUUGUGUACUGCUCCAGUGAGCACUGAAGACAAGAUACAAAUGACAAAAGCUCUGUAUUUGUUGUCUCGGAUAUUGCCCACUUUGUCUCUGUUGACUGCUAGUGAGUCAUCGUUGCAGAACCAACUGUAAUAUAUGUAUAGAUAUCAUAUUCGGGUACUUGCUACAAUCACACUGAACUUUGGUGAAUAAGGAUUAGGUCAAAAACUCUGCACGAGGGCAUGAAUGUAAUGUACAUAUAUUAUACCUGCAUGAUCCGCAUGGUCUCAACAAACUGAUGAGACCCAUAUCAUUUUUACCAAGAGUCAUAAUCAACUUAUAUUUCAUGUUAUAAAUAUAUACAAUUCUAUAUGAAUAUAUUAAAAGUGCGAUUUCUCUAUUUUUUGUGAACAUGCAGUAAAAAAUUUUGUAUUUGUUGUUUCAGACUGCUACAAAAUAGAAGCUGGAAAAAAGACAAAAAAUACAGAAAGGGACAUGUAUAUGCAUGUAUUUGUUUAUAAGUUGAUUGUUAAUGGGUAUCAGGAUUAUUUAUAUUUCAUACAGAUGGCAGAUCUGCUGAGACAUCUGAAUGUAAAAUGUGUUAUCCUUAUAAUGUGCCAAUUGUAAACAUUCAGAGAUUCAGAAGCAGAUAGGCAUGACCAAUUAAUGUCACUCUUGUGCUUACGCUGCAACAGUAAUGCUGUAACAUGGUUUGUGUUAUUGUGUUAAUAUGCUUAUUUGAGAAAGAUAGGAACAUAUGAGGGUUUUAUAAUGGCUUAUUUUUUCAAAUUAAAAUGUUUUAAAUGAAAGCUGUUUCAGUAUGUACAUAGACAGUUUGAUCAGAGUUCAGAUGGGCCACAAUGCAUUUUUUAAUGGCACUGCUCCACAAAAGCAUUAAUUCUAAUAAUUGUGGAGUAUUGAAAAAAGGUAUUUAUUACAUUAAAAUAAAGACAAAGACAAGGAAUAAUGCGAUCUGCAAAUCCAUUCAGUUACAUGGAACAUUCUUGGGAACUAAAAGUAAUGCAAUUCAGCUUUAUAUGACUUUUUAUGUCCUAUAUCCAUAAUGGGAAAACUGAAACAUAUUAUUAAUGCAAGCUUUUGUAUGUCCAAUCUUCACAAUAAAGACUGGGAAUCUCAGUUUUGAUGAGAAGCAUGCUGUACAUUGAUCUACAUUCUAAUAGAAUUGCAUACUUAAAAUCAAGAAUAAAACAUCCAUUUACUUGCAAAUUGAAUUUUAAUCUGUUUUUAUCCAAAAAUCAACAAAUUCAUGUUAAAAUGUUGAUGGGCUUGCCAAUGCUUGUCAUCAUUAGGCUGUGUACGGUUAAUUUUAAAAUAACUGUAUACAGCAGCCAAUGUGCUGAAUAAAUGUAUAAUUACAUUAUUA